AUGAAGGAAUCCAGCGUCCCGUCAGUAGUCGAGAUGCAGCAUCAAAUACGUUCGAAUGCGUCGCGGCUUCAAGAUUACUACUCAGAUCUUUACGCAUGGGAAAAACGCAUUGGUCAAGAAGAAUUAGCACGCAAAAAAACUUCGAAAACCACAUCAAGUUCAGCAACAGCGUUACCGCCUCGGUCAGUCAAUAUCAUUAGUGGAAACAAUCGCUGCAAAGAUGUUGCUGCUGACCAUAUGAAAGCGAUGGAUGCGCACACUCAUGACAAAGGAUACAAACGAUGGGAGAAGUUUGACGUUGAUGCUGCAUUGAAAAAAGCAGACAAAGAGGACAAUCCUCAACUUUGUAAUGAGUCCCCUAUAGCCACGCAAAAUCUCUCGUGUCAAGUGGCGGCUACAAAAAAGACGCCGGCGUCUUUGACAGCGUCAAAAACUCGCGAAGAGCUUGAGAGAGAAGAUGGUAAUUUGCAUUAUAAACAGGGUGACUUUGUGGCUGCAAUUAAGAGCUAUACUCGCUGUUUGGGAUAUAAUCCACAGAAUGUGGUGGUGCUUUCAAAUCGUGCCAUGGCGUAUUUGAAGAAUCGGGAGUAUACCAAUGCUGAAGAUGACUGUACGCUGGCUUUAGAAACAGACUUGACGCAUGUCAAGUCAUAUAUGCGUCGAGGAACUGCUCGCAAUUCGUUAGGAAAGCAUCGGCUGGCAUUGCUCGACUUUCAGCAAGCUGCAACGCUGGAUCCAAAAAGUCGUCAGAUUCAAACACAGCUGCAGUCCACUCGAGAGCUCAUUCGAAUGGCGAUAAAACGAUCUCCAAAACGAACAGAAUUCACAAUCAAAGUCGUUAACGAGAAAAGUGGUAUCGAAGAUAAGAAGGACAUCAAUUCUUCAGUUCAGGAGAGAACGGAAAAGUCUUCAUUGCCUUCCUCACAAUCUCCGUCUCCCGCGAUUUCAGCAUCAUCUGGUAGUAGAUCGGAUGACGCAGAUAAACACUUAAUUUUCUUUCCAAAAUUUCCAAAGAAGGCACCGGCAACUUCAUAUGAGUUUGCUCGUGUUUGGAAGACGUUGGCUUUGCGUGGAGAUGAAGAGCAGAAGUGUCGCUUGCUACAUUUACGUGCUGAUUACUUGCGCAUAAUCGAUCCACCUGCUCUAAGCGCAGUGUUUAAAAGUGGAAUGGAGUCUGAUGUGCUAUGUGAAAUAUUUCACACUCUUCGCCAUGCUAUUUUGAUUCAGAUAACAAAUGAAGCAGUUUCGAAGGAAAGCGUGAUGUUUGCACUAGCGCUGGCUUCCGAACUGACCAAAGUGCCACGUUUUAACAUGAUUAUUAUGCUCUUAUCCAGUCGUGAGAAAGUAGAUAUCCUGUGGGUUAUCAACCGCCUGGCAGUGCUGAUAAAGAACAAUUAUGAGAGUAGAGCGCAAGAAGUGGCUGAUCUUUUUCAAUUAUACGAGCUAUCUUAG
Molecule: messenger RNA, 1452 nt
Organism: Plasmopara halstedii
Lineage: Eukaryota; Oomycota; Peronosporomycetes; Peronosporales; Peronosporaceae
Exons: 2
Coding region: 1-1452 (483 amino acids)
Molecular function (GO): protein binding
Source: RefSeq, a predicted model, not a curated record